CUCUCUAUAUAUAGCACGCCGUACCAUCCUCCCCUCCGCCUCCCGCUCCAAUCCUGAGCUUCAGAAACGACGGCGAGAAGCCUUGUGAGUUGUCCAUCGCCACGACGACGAACACCGUACUUGGCCGCGCACACCAUGGGCAUCCUGAACCACCUCUCCCAUCUCUGCAGCUUCACGGACACGAAGGAGGCACUCAAGCUCCGGAAGAAGCGCCCGCUCAACACGGUGAACAUCAAGGUGAAGAUGGACUGCCAGGGGUGCGAGCGGCGGGUGAAGAGCGCCGUAAAGUCGAUGCGCGGCGUGACGAGCGUGGCGGUGAACCCGAAGCAGAGCAAGUGCACGGUGACGGGGUACGUGGAGCCGGCCAACGUGCUGGCGCGGGUGAGGGGCACCGGCAAGAACGCCCAGAUGUGGCCGUACACACCCGUACAGCUCACCACCUACCCCUACGUCGGCGGCGUCUAUGACAAGAAGGCCCCCGCCGGCUUCGUCAUCAACGCGCCGCAGGCCAUGGCCGACCCCGCCGCUCCCGAGAUCAGGAUGAUGACCAUGUUCAGCGACGAGAACGCCAACGCGUGCGCCGUCAUGUGAUGUGACCGAUCAGCCGCCGGCCGGAGACGCCGCCACCGCGCCUAUGUGCGUGUGCUCAAGUGCUCGGCGAAUUACGCGUCUUGCUGCGGGAGCAAAGCACAUGAACGGGGAGGGUGGCGUCGGCGACGGCGGCUGCCGGCGGGGGAGGCCGUGGACUGCCGGGAUUCGAGAUGUUCGAAUCAGGGGGCCUCAUGUAAAUAUUCCACCCAGAAAUUUACAGAGAACCCCCUAAAUCGGAUCGCGAUCCAAAUCAGGGGGUGUUUUAAAAAUAUUUUACCGAAAUUUUACAAAUAAACCCCUCAAUCCAAAUAAAGGGUCUUUAUAAAAAUAUUCUGGGGCGGGGCGGCGCCCUCUGCUAGCCCCGCGCCGCCGUGGGAUUCAGAUCCACUGACUUCGUUGUUUUUGACGUUACCUGCGGUCACUGACAUCUCCACCGUGCUUCUUCUAUCCUAUGAACCAUACGGUGCUUUACUAUUUUUACCGCUUCAGUACAAAUUGGGCCGCGGCCCACUAAAGCAAUGACCGCUUAUAUGGCGGAAAAAAGUGCCGGGAAGGGAAUUUUUACUGUCUUUUUGCCAGCAGCUACGAACAGAAUGGAUCCAGCACAGAUGGGAGAAGGCGACGGAGAACUCCAUGGCGGCUUUAGAAAUACAAUGAUACCUUAGCUUGGUAUGAAGUUACAAAGUGUUGAUGAGGCUUGGAAAUUUUGGGAAGCAUAUGGAAGUUGCACUGGUUUUGAGGUUAGAAAGUGGCAUACAAAUAAAAGAAAGUCUGAUGGAAAGGCUAGAUCAUGCAGAUAUGUUUGUGCAAAAGAGGGUCAUUGAAGAGAAGACAAAAGAGAUCAUCUGACAAAGUGUCCGCGAGCUGAAACUAGAUGUGAUUGUGAGGUAUGUAUGGGUCUUAUUCUAAUUAAGAAGUGGGAAACUAUAGAGUCAUAGAUCUGAUCCUAGAACACAAUCAUACUCUUCACACUCCAGAAACAUUCCACUUAAUGAUUUCACAAAGAAAUAUUUCACCA
Messenger RNA from Panicum hallii, 1609 nucleotides. Its product is annotated as heavy metal-associated isoprenylated plant protein 20-like. Bases 136 to 591 code for a protein of 151 amino acids. Gene Ontology annotation, molecular function: metal ion binding. The transcript has 3 exons. NCBI's taxonomy places the organism in Eukaryota, Viridiplantae, Streptophyta, Magnoliopsida, Poales, Poaceae. The record is from RefSeq and is a predicted model, not a curated record.